Molecule: messenger RNA, 1714 nt
Organism: Bradysia coprophila
Lineage: Eukaryota; Metazoa; Arthropoda; Insecta; Diptera; Sciaridae
Source: RefSeq, a predicted model, not a curated record
GUGUUGGUAUGUUGACUAUUCACUAUUCGUCAGUUCUUUUUCGUCUGCGUUAUGAGUAUGGUGUUUGAUAGACAAAAUUCACCAACAAAUUCAUGUGUUCCGUUCGACGAUUGAAUUUUUACCGGCUAGUUUAUCGGUACUUUUGUGUUGAUGGACGUAAUUUCGGUAAACAUCGAUUUUAAUUGCAAUAAUUGCACAAGUCAAUACAAAAAAUCAAUCUACAUGUGAUGUGCAAUAAAAUUAUGGAAAUUUAACCGCUAAAUAGAUUCAAUAUUGAUAGGAAACGAACAUUGAACAUUUUCGGUGUUUACUUUUUCAUAUGCAAGAACGAAAGCGAAACACUGAAAAAGGCUUUUAGUCAAAAUUAUAUUUAAGAGGAAAGAAAAAAAAAAGUUAAAUUAUUACGGUGAAGAAGAUGCUCGUGUACUUUAUUGCCGGGUUAUAAAAAUAAAUGUGCUAAGAUGUGAAUUAUGUGUUUGAAAACGAAAACAUUUUUAAUUAAACGAAAUAAAUCGUGAAAACAUGAAAGAUUUACCAAAAAUUUUAUCAACGGUACAGAAGCAUUGGGAUUACAGUUAUCGGAGUAAACAAACAUUGGAAUGUCUUAUCAAUCGAGAAGAAUGAAUUCGAUUUUAACGCUGAGCAUUAUUAUUGUAUUCGUUAACAGCCAGUCAACCUUGCAGCCAAAAACACCACGAGUAUGCUAUGUCUGCGGAAAGGGAUCACAGGAUCCCUUCAUGCAAACUAGCAAGGGUAAAUUGGAGUAUUCGGAUAUGGACAUACCAUUGUCCUGUGACGAAUUCGAAAGCACCAUCAAUUUGGAUAAGUUCAUAUUCACAUGUCCAUCAAACUAUGUGGGAUGCAUUACACAUUCGGACGGUGUCGAUGUCACCAGAACAUGUGAGCAACUGGCCAUAAACGAUUGCCAAACAGCCAAUGGCAUUGAGUAUUGCUACUGUACCGAAGAUCUGUGCAAUAAGAGACUUAUAUCCCCAAUCCAAAUGAAACACGAAACAUUUUACGAUGACGAAGAUGCAUCCGACAUGGACACAUUCGAAUCGUCUGGAUACGGUGCGAGCGAUACGAUUUUGGAUGAUACGAUGGAAACGACUAUUAAUGCAGCGUCAUCAUCGUCGUCAUCAUCAUCAUUACCAACAAUUCGACAUAUUGAGCCAGCAUUAUCGUCGGCAGUAACAGUGACGGCAAAAGUUACUACUGUUACCGCACCAACGGAAGCAAUAACCGCCAAUAAAGUUUUUACGACCAGCUAUAAUCAAAGCCAUACUAUUCCUUCGACUACGGUUGAUUCAAUAAAUACCAAUGCCAGUAGUUUUGUUAAAUGUUCAAAGGUUAUUACCAUUAUGCAAUUAUUAUUGAUGUUAAUUUUUCCGCUGUGCUACUAGAUAGUAUGGAGCCAUGUUGCUAUAAUUUCGAUUAUUUUACUCGAUUAAUUGCCAAACCUUUUCUACUUCUUCUUCUUCUUUUUUUAAUUAUCAAAAGACUGAUAUACUGUUUUAAGCGUUGAUAUGUAAAUAUAUGGAAUAAUUUAAUGGAAGAUAAUAAAAAAUAAAUAAAAAGAGAAGAGAAACAAAAAAAAAAUGAUAACACUUAUACCUUUAGUACCUACUGUAUACAGCACGGUUAAAAAAUGGGUUAAAGUGUAAAAAAAAUAUGUGUAAUAAUAUAUGGCUUAUCUUUAUCUGAAUCGGUAAAA